AUGAAAAUAUCUUCAAAUUAAUUUAUUUCUUUUUAUCGUUGUUUAUUUGUUUGUUUGUUUGUUUCUGAAAAACAACUUUUUUUAUUUGAAACAAAAAAUAUUAAUAUCACAUUCGCUUUAUUUAAAAUUAAACUUUCACAAUAAAGAUUUAUUGAUUCAAAUAUCUAAAAAUUUAGAGAGAUGUUAAUUACGUUUCUAUUUAUACUUUCCCUCACAGCUGUCGUGGUUUAUGCGUCAGUUAUGAUAUGGAAAACUGAUUAUUCACAAAAGGAAAAAAAAAUAUUGAUUGGCAUCCUCUUUGGACUUCUUGUUUUGGUAAUAAUCGUAAAUGAAGCUAAAAAUUAAAACUAUAUAUCAUUUUCUCUAUUGGGAUUGCAUGAAGCAGAUUGCUCUUAAAAAUUUUUUUCAAUCUUAGAAACAUAAUAAAAUAUCCUCACACAUAAAUAUCCUUUGCUGCAUAUGAAUUUUAAGCAUGUUCCCGACUAGAUUAAGGAAAAUUUCGGAAACAUAGAUUAAAUGCCAGAAUAAAUUGCUAGUUCGUUCUUCUAUUUAAGCAUAUCAGAUGAAAAUUCAGGAGCUUCUCACACUAUGAAACAUUACGCCGAGUAACUAUAAAAAAAUAACAUACCUGUUUUAUAUUUCAGAUUAACAAAACAAAUUAAAAAUGCUUAAGAUUUAGAAAAUUUACUUCAAAUUAAAGGGAUAGAAAUAAUAUAAAAGACUAUAGCAAAGUUUAAUAAAUAUAGAAACGUGAUACCUUUUAUUUUAAUAGAUAACUACUAACUAGCAUUUAACGAUGGAAAGGAUAAAGAAAAUUAUAGUAUUUUGACUAAUUUAUUAGUUGAGUUAUAUUUCCAAUACUAAGUUAAAAUUAUAUUGCACACUCAUAAUAAGAAUGCAAUUACUUAAAUAAUGCAAGUUCCAAGAAUCUAUCAAGUCUUAGAUAUAAUCAAAUAUAAAUCUAUCAGCCCAUAGCUUGCUUUUGAAUAUAUAAAAGAAUAUUAUUCUGAGUCUGUGAAAGGAGUAAAACAAGAAUAGUUGUAGUAAAUAGAUGACUUUGUAGGAUUGAAUUAUGAAAUACUAUAUAAAUUUACUGAAAGUUUUGAAAAGUAUCAAGGAGAAGAACAAAAAUUCAUUGAAUCUCUUCUAUAGGAAUACUAAGAAAUAUUAAAUAAAGAAUAAAACCUAAAAGAUAUUUUGUAUAUAACAAAAGAAGUUAAAGAAUUAAAAUAAAAAGUUAAAUCCUCCAACAAAAUUAUUCACUUUAGUGAAUUAAAGAGCAAAAAUAUUUAAAAUCUGCUUUAAUUAAUAGAUAAAUAUGAAUAAGAAGGAUACUUAUGGAUUGAACAAGGAUAUGUUAAUUUUUAUAAACCAGUCCUCAACUCUUUAUUCAUAUGA
This is a messenger RNA of Tetrahymena thermophila SB210, 1398 nucleotides long. Its product is annotated as transmembrane protein, putative. The transcript is spliced from 3 exons. NCBI's taxonomy places the organism in Eukaryota, Ciliophora, Oligohymenophorea, Hymenostomatida, Tetrahymenidae. The record is from RefSeq and is a predicted model, not a curated record.